This is a messenger RNA of Seriola dumerili (greater amberjack), 3637 nucleotides long. It is a transcript of the gene tmem168b, whose product is annotated as transmembrane protein 168-like. The coding region runs from base 421 to 2520 and encodes 699 amino acids. The record is from RefSeq and is a predicted model, not a curated record. The transcript is spliced from 4 exons. NCBI's taxonomy places the organism in Eukaryota, Metazoa, Chordata, Actinopteri, Carangiformes, Carangidae.
UCAACGUUGGCGUAACACUUAUGACCCUUAGCACUUGCCGUAGUCGGAGCCAGCGUCAUGGCGACUGUCAUCUGACUCAAAACUUUUGACGUGACAAACUUUUAGAACUGAUAUGUCUUUCACACUUUUGACAGCUAGUUUCAGGGCGCUCCAUCUUAUACGAUUUAAACUCGUAUCGGACACCAGGUGAACAGAACGCGAAACAACCAUCUUCAAGAUGUAAAUGUUUAUGUUGCUAACGGUUACCGGUGCAAAGAUGCAUCGCUGAUAGCUAACGGUUGCUAAGCUAGCCACUCAACGAAGUUAGCUCAACUUGGUGCCGGUGUCGCGGGAUUUCAAAUGUUAUACCAGGCACUAAACCGACCAUAACACAUCAAAGUGCCUGUUUCUGGCUUUAGACAGGUAGUUUUUCAUAUCAAAAUGUGUCGUUUUCUACGGUACUGUGUCAGUCACUGCCUUCAUGCAGCGAUGACCCGGCUGGAGGAGGUCAACGGAGAGGUAAGCAUGUGGUCGUCGGUCCGGUGGCUGGGCUACCUGUCCGGUCUCAACUUGCUGGUCGCCCUGUGUCUGGGGCUCUAUGCCCGGUGGGAGAGGACCGCGGAGUCCAGUCUUCUUGUCAUCUUCGUGUUGGCUCUGUUUGUCCUGGGGAUAGCAAGUGUGCUGUACUACUACAACAUGGAGAGGAUGAGCCUCAGCCUCCUCCACCUGUGGUUCGGCUUUCUGCUGGGUCUGCUCUGCCUCCUCAACAGCCCCGCCCUGGAGGGCGACGUGAAGGAGCAGGCGGCCAACUACAUGCUGCUGGCCAGUGUGGUUCUGAGGACGCUGUGGGCUCUGCUGGAGAGACUGCUGGGAUGCGCCAGAUACCGUCCUGCCUUCCUCACCUCGGCAGAGCGCCUGGAGCUGGCGGGCUUCGCCACUGCCAGCACGGCACUGCUCAUCCAGAAGUCAAUGAGCGUGAUGGUGCUGGUGGUGGCGCUGGCGACGGUGAUGGUUGCCCUCCGGAUGAAGGCGGUCCUGGCUCUUCCCAACUUGGUCUGCUUCGCCGUCAUCACGGCGGUGCUGUUCUUCAAGUCUCUGAACAUCACCACCAACCCGUUCGCCCUCGCCUGCUUCUUCAGCCAGCUCAUCUGCGACCCUCUGCUGGAUGUCUAUUUCAGUGGUCUCUCUGUGACCGAACGCUGGCAGCCUUUCCUGGUGUGGAGGGGCCUCUGGCGCCGGCUGUCCCUCCUGCCUCUGCUUGUGAUGGAGGUGACUUUCAUCAUCCUGGCCUCUCGGAAGCUGACAGACCUGUACCAGUGGUACUUCAUGAUCCCAGGAUUUGUGGUGUGUGUGCUCUUCUGGUCCAUCUGCCACUUGGUGUUUGUGAUCACUGUGUGGGGCUUUCAUACCAAGCUCAGUGAUUGCCAGAGGCUGUGCUUAUCCCAGGGGUCGGGCAUCAGCGGGCUGGACAAGAUCAUGGCCUCAAAGGGGAUGAGACACUUCUGUCUCCUCUCUGAACGCCUGGUGCUCUUCACGCUGGUGACAACUGUUGCUGUUGCUGCUCUUUGUUGGCAGGCCUCCAGCAGCAUCUUUGUGAGCAUGUUUCUGCUUGUCCUGCCUCUGGAGUGUCUUUUCCAUGGACUUUUCCAUGAACUCGGGAACAGCCUGGGAGGAACCUGUGUGGGCUACGCAGUGGUCAUCCCCACCAACUACUGCAGCCCUGACGGUCAGCCCAUGCUGCUGCCUCCAGACCAGGUGCAGGAGCUGAACAGACGCUCUACAGGCAUGUUGAACAACGUUCAGCGCUUCUUCGCCCAACACCUGAUUGAAACUUUCGGCUGUGACUACUCCACCAGCGGGGUGACUUUUGAGGCUCUGCAGGCCAAGAUCAAAUCCUUCUUGGAGCUCCGCACAGCAGACGGGCCUCGCCAUGACACCUACGUGAUCUUCUACAGCGGUCACACCCACAGGACUGGAGAGUGGGCGCUGGCAGGAGGAGACACUCUCCGCCUGGAUCACAUCUUGGAGUGGUGGAGAGAGAAGAACAGCAACUUCUGUUCACGCCUCAUUCUGGUGCUCGACUGCGAAGACUCGUUGCCGUGGGUGAAGGAGGUCAGGAAGGUGGAGGGUCUGUACGUGGCUGUGCAGGGAGCGACACUCUCCAGAGUGACAGACGUGGAGCUGCAGGACCCCCCGCAGCUCGGAGACUUCACCUCUCAGUGGGUGGAGUACAACUGCAACUCAAACAGCAGCAUCCAGUGGUCGGAGAGGGGCAGGCCGGUUUCUGCCGCCUACGGCAUCUCCAGACACUGGAGUGACUACACGCUGCACCUGCCAACAGGAAGUGAUCUUACUAACCACUGGAGCAUGUACUUUCCUCGGAUGACCUACCCGGUGGUUCAUCUGGCGCUGUGGUGCGGCAAUCUGAACCUGCUGUGGAUGUGCAGCGUCUGCCUGCGAUGUCUGAAGAGAGUCAAACUCAACUGGUUUCCACCAGCGAUAUUGGACACUGGCCAAGGCUUCAAACUGGUCAGAUCUUAGAAAUAUGACCAGCCUAUUUUUAUUUUAGAAUAACUUUCACACAUACCAUUUUCUAAAAGUCAUGUAAAAUAGGCAGCUACUGGAUCAUAAACUUAUCACUAACCUGUAUCAUUUUAAGUUACUGCAAAAAUAAUCACUUAGUUACUGAUUGGUGCAUUUUGUCUUUUUAGUACCAGUUUUUAUACUCUUUGCAAAUUGUUUUUGUUUAAUAUGUGUUGUUAGCUUUGAUUUCGAGAUCUUAACAUCCCUGGCAAACAUGUUUAUUUGUGGGAUGAUACUGAGCACAUUUAGACUAUUUGCACAUUUUUGCAUUGUAUUUACUUUUAGAUACAUUUGCAUGGUGCCUUUUACCAUAAAAUCACCAAAGAACAUCACCGAAGAGGCUGUGGUACAUUUUCAGAGGAAGAUCUCAGGCAUAAAUUAUAUCCUAAGCAGUCAGUUCUUAAAAUUUGAUAUUAUAUUUUUUUGACAUUGAAAUGAUUCCUCUUAUACUCCUCUGUACUUCACUAUGCAUUUUAUGCUGAAAGAGGAUUUUCUAUGCACUGCUUUGUGUUUGUUGCAACGGUAUUUUCUAAUACUUUUGGAGGUGAUGUAUAAAUCCACUCCAGCUGCUUCAGGGAGCCCAGAAAGAGUUUUAACUGUACUGAUAAAUACAGUAGAAUACAGUGAGAACUAUGAUAUUUAUGUAACAGUAAACAGCAGAAAUUCACUACACAAUGAGAUCUACUUUCUCUCUGGGGUUUAUUGCAGUUUACUGGGCUAUGCAAGAUUGUUCUGAUUGGUUCUAUGUGUAUGCAGAGGGGUUGGUUGUAAGGAAAUCAGAUGAAGAAUUCAUGAAACUGCAAUAAAAGAAGUUGGACUUCACUGCUCAACUUAUUAAUCUAAUAGGCUUCUUUUACUCCUCACUGGAUACAUUCUGCUAUAAACUAAAUGAAGCAGGUUAAUUCAUGUGUCAGACACUAAGAGAAUGAUAAAUGUCUGAUAUUCCUUUCAUAAAAAGUGUUUGGUCUGCAUUAGGGUAACUGUUUAUGGGGCUAUUUCCUGAAUAAUAUAAUUUUUUCAGUAAUUAUGGGGAAAACUAAGUUUUGAAACCGUUGAUUUGGUUUGUUGUGUUGAG